Cuscuta epithymum is the source of this 3100-nucleotide messenger RNA. The record is from the annotation of a GenBank genome assembly. NCBI's taxonomy places the organism in Eukaryota, Viridiplantae, Streptophyta, Magnoliopsida, Solanales, Convolvulaceae.
UAGGUGUCAUCUCAGGAUGUACAGUGUACCUGGCCGCCCUGCGAGAAACAUCCAAGUUUCAAUUCCCCCCUUCAACUCUGAUGAUAAAGCUGAACAACGGUUUGUCAUUACCCCCACCGCGCUCGGCCUCUCUGCGUCACCCACUUAGCCGAUCGUCACAUUUUCUGUAUAUAUAUAUUCAUGGACCAUCUCCGGAAUGGGGCAAAUAUCGGUCCAGCAAAUAAGAAUCUUUUUGAGCAGGGGCUUUGGUGUUUGUUGAGCUCGAGCUGGCUAUGGCGAUCAAGGAGUCGUCUUUUGAGAGUUCGGUAGCAACUCCAGUGAGGGUCAGUGAGAUCACCGAAUGUGGUGAUGAGAACGAGAAUGUCCGGAGCUCUGCGUUGAUUCAGGAGCUACGGAGGAGAGGGGGUUUGAAAGAAGCCGUCGGAAAUGCGGAUGCGGUGGACUCCUCCGUGAUUUCGGUGGAGGCGGCUGAGGAUAGGAGUGAGAUCGUAAGCGUCGAUGGAGGGUUGGAGUCGCAGAGGAAAUCUGGGGAAGAGAGCGGUGAUAAGCAGGUUGCUGGUGGCGGCGGAAGCAGAGGAGCAGAUGAUGAUGCUACGUCGUUUAAGUACUCGUUUAAGGCUUCUUCAGAUGUUCACCGUCAAAUUAAGGAGAGCCCUCUCAGCUCCGACGCCAUUUUUAGACAGAGCCAUGCAGGUCUCGUCAAUCUGUGUAUUAUUGUGCUUGUUUCUGUAAACAGCAGGCUGAUCAUUGAGAAUCUUAUGAAGUAUGGACUGUUAAUUAGGAUGGGAUGUUGGUUUAGUUCAAAAUCCUUGAGGGACUGGCCAGUUCUAAUGUGCGGCCUCAGUCUAGUGAUUUUUCCAAUUGCUGCUUUUCUUGUUGAAAAACUUGUCCAGAGGAAGUACAUAACUGAUCCAGUUGCAGUCACUUCACAUAUACUAAUUACAACUGCUACCAUUGUAUAUCCGAUACUUGUCAUUCUAUGGUGUGAUUCUGCUAUUAUAUCGGGUGUUGCAUUGAUGCUUUUGACUUGCACCGUAUGGCUAAAGUUGGUUUCCUAUGCUCAUACAAACUAUGAUAUGAGAGCACUCUCGAAGUCUUUUCAUGAGGUUGAAUCUUCUAACUUGGAUUGCCCUUAUGAGGUUAGCUUCAAAAGCUUAAUGUACUUCAUGGUUGCUCCAACGCUAUGUUAUCAGUUGUGUUAUCCUCGCAAUAGUUGCAUUCGUAAGGGUUGGCUGGUAAACCAGUUUUUGAAGUUGAUAUUGUUUACAGGACUGAUGGGAUUUAUUAUAGAACAGUAUAUUAACCCAAUUGUGCAAAACUCACAACACCCCUUGAAAGGAAACCUUUUAAAUGCUGUAGAGAGGGUCUUGAAGCUUUCAGUUCCCAAUUUAUACGUCUGGCUCUGCAUGUUCUAUUGCUUCUUUCAUCUUUGGCUAAAUAUACUUGCAGAGCUCUUGCGGUUCGGUGAUCGUGAAUUUUACAAAGAUUGGUGGAAUGCCAGAACAAUUGAUGAGUACUGGAGAAUGUGGAAUAUGCCUGUUCACAAGUGGAUUGUUCGCCAUAUCUAUUUUCCCUGCAUAAGACGUGGCGCACCAAAGGGAGUGGCGGUUUUGAUUUCCUUUUUCAUAUCUGCUUUCUUCCAUGAGCUUUGUAUAGCCGUACCCUGCCGGAUGUUCAAGUGUUGGGCAUUCAUCGGAAUAAUGUUCCAGGUUCCGCUGGUCAUCCUUACUAACUUCUUGCAGAACAAGUACAGGAGUUCAGUGGUAGGGAAUAUGAUAUUUUGGUGUUUCUUCAGCAUCUUUGGGCAGCCCAUGUGUGUGCUGCUUUAUUAUCAUGACCUGAUGAACAGGAUGCAGGGAAUAGAGUAGAGUUUUUUUUCAGCUAGGCAUUGUAGAUCAGUUAGCCUUUUUACAUUAUUUUUUUUGCAAAUUAACCCUCUCUGUACUAUGCAUAGCAUAUGAGGGUUUCUGUUGUUCUAUCUUCUGUACAUUGGCUCACCAUAGUGGGCGUUUUGUAUUUGGGCUCACGAUAUGUGGGCGGUCGGUUGAUACUUUAGCUCGUGUAAUUAUAUAAAUAUAUGUGCAUGGUCGGAACUUAAAGGUCAAAAAGAAGAUGGUCGAAACUUAAAGGUCAAAAUCAAAUCAACUUCUUAGACCCAAAACUGCAACCUUAAUAAACCAACAAAGUCGACCUUUAGGCUGCAGUUUUGUGCUUUGGGUAUUUUACACUGCAUGACAAUAGCACACAAAUUGCGCACGGCAAAUGCACAGUACUUGCACGGCAAUUGAAUACGGUUGCAGCAAAGCAAAUAAUGUUAUAUAGAUAUAAAAUCAGAAACAUUUCAUUUUUUGGAUUAAAAAUGUCUAGAUUUUUUCAUUCGUUAGCAUGAAUUAUUAAUGUUGAUUGUUAGAUGAUAUUGAAGAUAAAGCUAAUUUUAUUUAUGAAUUAGUUUAAACUGUUAUGUGUGAUGGUGAAAAGGUAGCCUUAUAAUGUUUUUCACACAAACUCAAAACUAAAUUUAUAGCUAAUGCUACCGAGUGAAGAAAAACCUGGCUGUGACUUGAUGAACUUCAGAGCCUCAUGGGUAAUUGUGCUUAAUGACUUGAUGAACUUCUUAUCCACGGACUGAUAUUCAAUAUUCAUUUCUUGGUGCAGGGAGUGGCGGUUUUGAUUUCUUUUUUCAUAUCUGCUUUUUCCAUGAGCUCUGUAUCGCUGUACCCUGUCGGAUGUUCAAGUGUUGGGCAUUCAUCGGAAUAAUGUUCCAGGUGGGAAAUAUGAUAUUUUGGUGCUUCUUCAGCAUCUUUGGGCAGCCCAUGUGUGUGCUGCUUUAUUAUCAUGACCUGAUGAACAGAAUGCAGGGAAAAGAGUAGAGUUUUUUUCAGCUAGGCAUUGUAGAUCAGUUAGCCUUUUUUACAUUAUUUUUUUUGCAAAUUAACCCUCUCUGUACUAUGCUUUGCAUAUGAGGGUUUCUGUUGUUCCAUCUUAUGUACAUUGGCUCACCAUAGUGGGCGUUUUGUAUUUUGGCUCGCAAUAUGUGAGCGGUUGGUCGGUACUUUAGCUCGUGUAAUUAUAUAAAUAUGUGCAUGGCUAGUUAGACGCA